Messenger RNA from Ylistrum balloti, 1812 nucleotides. RefSeq names its product tubulin-specific chaperone cofactor E-like protein. The record is from RefSeq and is a predicted model, not a curated record. Lineage: Eukaryota; Metazoa; Mollusca; Bivalvia; Pectinida; Pectinidae. Bases 118 to 1407 code for a protein of 429 amino acids. Gene Ontology annotation, molecular function: protein binding. The transcript is spliced from 7 exons.
UCUGACUCAUGUUACACUUCUGCUUUUUCAACUGAUCAGUGCCAGAUUAGAAUAUUUUCUGCAACAGAAGUUGUACUGAGAGUUCCAGUCUACCAAUACACAUGUUUGAUUCAAAGGAUGGCUUCUGCAGAAGAACAAGCUGAAGACUUCUCUUUGAUAGAUGCUAUCCACUCUAAAUACAAUGAUGAUGAUAAUGCCCAUCACUUCAAAGUCUACAUUUCCUCCAACGCCCCAGGCAAGAAAGAUAGCGGAAGUCUUGUGGUUCCACCUAUUCUUGUUUUGGACAACAAUAAAGUGACAUGUUCAGGACCAAGUGACAUAAUCGCAUCACUGUGUGGCCAUGUUACAGAACUUGAUCUGACAAACAACUUAAUCACUUGCUGGAAAGAGAUUUUGUCUAUGAUUUCAUAUAUGCCACGACUACACACAGUAAAUCUAACUUCCAAUGCCCUGACUACGCGCUCUCUAGCAGGACUGGAUGUACCGGAACAGACAUUCAAAAACAUUACUCUUCUCAUUUUGAACAACACACAGACCACAUGGUCAUCUCUCAGUACAUUACUGAAGAUAUUUCCCAGUUUGACUGAACUCCAUCUAAGCCUGAAUAACUACACCUCUAUAGAUGUGGACAACCUUGAGUCUUAUCCAAGUCUUCAAAAACUAUUUAUCAACAAACAUGUCAUUUCACGAUGGUCAGAAAUUUCCAAAUUGGGCCAUUUAUUUCCUCACCUGGAGGCUCUCAUCACAAUUGAGUCAGACCUAGCGGACAUGAUUUUGGAUUGUCCCGAGGCAUCAAUAGUGUUUCCAUGUCUUAAAUGUCUACAUAUCAGUUCCACUAAAUUACAGAACUGGGAACAUAUAGAAGAACUCCGAAAAAUUCCAAAAUUGUGUGAAAUACGAAUGAAAAAUAUUCCCUUUUUGGAGGAAUAUAACGAAAAAGUAAGGCGCCAGAUGAUCAUUGCUCGCUUGCCAAAUAUCACUCACCUUAACGGCAGUCCAAUAAACGAAGUGGAACGUGAAGAUGCUGAAAGGGCCUUUAUAAGGUUCUUCAUGGACAAAGAGAACCAACCCAGGAGAUAUCAUGAACUUGGAGAAACCUAUGGUACGCUGGAUCCACUUGCUGAUGUUGAUUUCUCUGUAAAGAAAACCCGCAGGGUCACCAUCAAAAGUGACGAAGACGAAAAGUCACAAGAAAUGGAGAUAAACAUUACACAAACAGUGCGAGAAUUAAAAAAGUUCCUUCAAAAUUUUGCUGGCCUUCCGUCCCACAAAUUCCGUCUGUUUUUCCAUGCAAUAGUUGAUGGGGUACCACUAAAUUCCUCUGAGCUGAUAUUCCCAGACAAAGUUUUACAUUCUCUGAACAUAAAUGAUGGCGAUUGCUUUAUCAUAAUUCCAAAAUGUUUUUGAAUGUUGAUGAUUUUAUCAAAUAAUGCAAUUUUCCAUUUUUCACUUGGGGCAAAUAAUGAUACGAAAUGGUGAAGUUGAUGAAAUCUGUGUCUGAUAUAUUUCACUGAGAGAAAUGAUAUCCUUGAACACAUGAAGAAGUGAUAUUCUGGAGAAUAAUUCAUUGAAUUUCAAGAAAUACUAUAGAGAUAAACCUCAAUACAGCACCCACCUCUGAUUACAUGCUAUAAAUGUGAAUUUUUAAUUUCAUGCAAUCAACGUUUAGUGCAUUAUCACUUUUUGCCAAAUUCAUGCAAUGAUUUAAUUUAUGCAUCAGUAGUUACAAUUGCUAUAUACAUGAAUAAACAUUAUACAGAAGAGACAAUUACUGUGAUACUUUCAGGUAAAAAAUUCAAAAAUUACAUGACC